Molecule: messenger RNA, 2021 nt
Organism: Erigeron canadensis
Lineage: Eukaryota; Viridiplantae; Streptophyta; Magnoliopsida; Asterales; Asteraceae
Product: ketol-acid reductoisomerase, chloroplastic-like
Exons: 10
Coding region: 76-1863 (595 amino acids)
Biological process (GO): L-valine biosynthetic process
Cellular component (GO): chloroplast; mitochondrion
Molecular function (GO): ketol-acid reductoisomerase activity
Source: RefSeq, a predicted model, not a curated record
GCUUAUUAUUCGUGUAGCCACUUCACACUUCACCUCUCUUCCCACUUACUGCUAAAGUGUAUCUGCCACUCAGUCAUGGCGGCCGCCGCAACAACCUUCUCCUCCGUCACACCAACCACCAUCUCCUCCACCUCAUCAUCAUCAUCAUCAUCAUCAUCUCUCAAAACCACACCCAAAACCAUAUCUUUCACUUCACCAUUUCUAUCUUCCUUCAAAUCCCUCAAAUCCAAUCACUUUUCCUCCAAUGGGUCUGGUUCUGGUUCUGGGUCUGCUCUUGGAGCUCGUAUGGUUGCAGCCCCAGCAAUUACCAAAACGCCCUUUUCUCUCGAUUUUGAGACUUCUGUUUUCAAGAAAGAGAAGGUCAACCUUGCUGGUCAUGAUGAGUACAUUGUGAGAGGUGGAAGAGAUUUGUUUCAUUUGUUGCCCGAUGCAUUCAAAGGUAUUAAGCAGAUUGGCGUUAUCGGUUGGGGAUCUCAGGGUCCAGCUCAAGCUCAGAAUCUUAGGGAUUCGCUUGCCGAAGCGAAAUCUGAUAUCGUAGUCAAGAUUGGGUUAAGGAAGGGCUCGAGUUCGUUUGCCGAGGCUCGUGCUGCAGGGUUCACUGAAGAAAAUGGGACUCUUGGUGAGAUUUAUCCCACUAUCUCGGGUAGUGACCUGGUUCUGCUCUUAAUAUCUGAUUCAGCUCAGGCUGAUAAUUAUGAGAAGAUCUUCUCGCACAUGAAGCCUAACAGCAUACUUGGACUUUCCCAUGGUUUUCUUCUUGGCCAUUUGCAAUCAAUUGGUCUUGAUUUCCCCAAGAAUGUCAGUGUCGUUGCCGUAUGUCCCAAAGGAAUGGGUCCAUCAGUUAGGAGGCUGUAUGUCCAAGGAAAGGAGAUCAAUGGAGCCGGGAUCAAUGCAAGUUUUGCCGUUCACCAGGAUGUUGAUGGUAGAGCCACUGAUGUUGCUCUUGGAUGGUCAGUUGCUCUUGGUUCACCGUUUACAUUUGCAACUACGUUAGAGCAGGAGUACAAGAGCGAUAUAUUUGGGGAGAGAGGUAUUCUACUUGGUGCUGUGCAUGGUAUUGUGGAAUCGUUAUUUAGAAGGUACACAGAAAAUGGUAUGAGCGAAGAUUUGGCUUACAAGAACACUGUAGAGUGCAUUACAGGAGUUAUAUCAAGAACUAUAUCGACCAAGGGUAUGAAGGCUGUUUACGAGUCACUAUCGGAAGAAGGCCAAAAGGAUUUCUUGACUGCAUACAGUGCUUCAUAUCAUCCCUGCAUGGAAAUCUUGUACGAGUGUUAUGAGGAUGUAGCCAGUGGCAGUGAGAUAAGGAGUGUUGUUCUGGCCGGUCGCCGUUUUCAUGAAAAAGAGGGUCUGCCAGCCUUCCCAAUGGGCAAGAUUGAUCAGACACGGAUGUGGAAAGUCGGGGAACGGGUUCGUGCUACUCGACCUGCUGGUGAUUUAGGGCCGCUAUAUCCUUUUACAGCAGGUGUUUAUGUGGCAUUAAUGAUGGCCCAGAUUGAGGUACUGAGGAAGAAAGGUCAUUCUUUUUCUGAGAUCAUAAAUGAAAGUUUGAUCGAGUCUGUGGAUUCUUUGAACCCUUUCAUGCAUGCUCGAGGUGUUUCUUUUAUGGUGGACAACUGUUCAACGACUGCAAGGUUGGGAUCAAGAAAAUGGGCUCCGCGUUUUGACUACAUACUAACCCAACAGGCCAUGGUUGCUGUAGAUAGUGGCACACCUAUCAACCAGGAACUAGUGAAAAACUUCUUUGAAGAUCCAGUGCACGAGGCUAUCAAAGUAUGUGCAGAGUUGAGACCCACUGUUGAUAUCUCAGUGCCUGCAGACGCCGACUUUGUGAGACCUGAGCUGCGCCAAUCUAGCAAUUAGAAUAUGAUGUAUGAAUUUUAAUUUCUGGUUUGAGGAAUGUAGUUUACAACUUGCCCCCGUUGUUAUGUUUUGUAUUCAUGUAGUUAUGCAAACGAUAUGUUGGUAUUUGGUUGGAUUUGGUAAUUUUUGAAUAACUAAAGUUGGUUUAUGUGCCAAAA